UCCUCAGUCCCCUGUGCAUUGGCCCGGCAACCAGCAAUUUGCUGGGCAUCCAGCCACUAUACCCCAGCUUUGCACAGAGGCUUCGGAGAGUGAAGUGUCCUCCCGGCCGGUGACCAUCAGCCCUGUGUGGUGGUGCACCGAACAGACCAUCUCCGGAAGGGGGUGCCGCUUGCUGCAGGCCGCACAGCGGGGGGCCCACUAUGGCCCUGAGCGUCUUGUCUGAGCAGUUCUGCAUCGGAAGACCUUGCAAGAAGCCUCCCAGCGCCCAGGCCAUGAAGGAAGAGGCCUUUCUCCGCCGCCGCUUCUCGCUGUGUCCGCCUUCUUCCACCCCCCAGAAAGUCGACCCCCGGAAACUCAGCCGGAAUCUGCUCUUCGGUGGAGAAAAUGAGCUCUACCCUCUCAGCCCAGGGAAGGACAUGGAGCCCAAUGGCCCAUCGCUGCUGAGGGAUGAAGGGCCCCCGACCCCAGGCUCUGCCACAAAGGGGCCACCGGCAGAGUACAGACUGUACAAUGGGUCCGACAAGGAAUGUGUGUCCCCAACAGCCAAGGUCACCAGGAAGGAAGCUCUCAAGGCCCAGAAGGAGAACUACCGGCAGGAAAAGAAGCGAGCCACAAGGCAGCUGUUCAGUGCCCUGACGGACCCCAGCGUGGUCAUCAUGGCUGAUAGCCUCAAGAUCCGGGGGACCCUGAAGAGCUGGACCAAACUGUGGUGUGUGCUGAAGCCAGGGGUUCUGCUCAUCUACAAGACGCCCAAGGUGGGCCAGUGGGUGGGCACCGUCCUGCUGCACUGCUGUGAGCUCAUCGAGCGGCCCUCCAAGAAGGACGGGUUCUGCUUCAAGCUCUUCCACCCGCUGGACCAGUCCGUCUGGGCCGUGAAGGUGACACCAGGUCUGUCUCCCCAGGGCCCCAAGGGCGAGAGUGUGGGCUCCAUCACGCAGCCCCUCCCCAGCAGCUACCUGAUCUUCAGGGCCGCCUCUGAGUCGGACGGCCGCUGCUGGCUGGAUGCCCUGGAGCUGGCCCUGCGCUGCUCCAGCCUCCUGAGACUCAGCACGCGCAGGCAGGGCCGCGACGGGGAGCCCGGGUCGUCGCCGGACGCAUCGCCCCCCUCACUGUGUGGGCUGCCCGCCUCGGCUGCCAUCCACGACCAGGACCUGUGCCCGCUGAACGGGUCCUCCCUGGAGAACGAUGCUUUCUCAGACAAGUCGGAGAGAGAGAACGCUGAGGAGUCGGAUAAUGAGACCCAGGACCACAGCGGGAAGACCAACGAGAGCGGGAGCGCCCAGUCGGAGACCCUGGAGGGACCCGUGCCAAGGGGGACCACGUACGUGGAGCAGGUCCACGAGGAGUUCGGGGAGCAGCUGGGCCAAGCGUCCCAGGUGGAGACCGUGUCGGAAGAGAACAAGAGUCUGAUGUGGGUCCUGCUGAAGCAGCUGCGGCCAGGCAUGGACCUGUCCCGCGUGGUGCUGCCCACGUUCGUCCUCGAGCCCCGCUCCUUCCUCGACAAGCUGUCUGACUACUACUACCACGCCGACCUGCUGUCCAGGGCUGCUCUGGAGGGGGACGCCUACAGCCGCAUCAAGCUGGUGCUGCAGUGGUACCUGUCCGGUUUCUACAAGAAACCCAAGGGGAUCAAGAAGCCCUACAACCCCAUCCUGGGGGAGACCUUCCGCUGCUGCUGGCCCCACCCACAGACCAACAGCCACACUUUCUACAUAGCGGAGCAGGUGUCCCACCACCCUCCCGUGUCCGCCUUCCACGUCAGCAACCGCAGGGACGGCUUCUGCGUCAGCGGCAGCGUCACCGCCAAGUCCCGGUUUUACGGGAACUCGCUGUCGGCUCUGCUGGACGGCAGGGCCACGCUCACCUUCCUGAACCGGGCAGAGGACUAUACCCUCACCAUGCCCUACGCCCACUGCAAAGGGAUCCUGUAUGGCUCUAUGACCAUGGAGCUGGGCGGUAGAGUGACCAUCGAGUGUGAGAAGACCAACUUCCAAGCUGAGCUGGAAUUCAAGCUCAAGCCUUUCUUCGGGGGCAGCACCAGCAUCAACCAGAUCUCGGGGAAGAUCACGUCAGGAGAGGAGGUCCUGGCGCGUCUCACUGGACACUGGGACCGAGAAGUGUUCAUCAAGGAGGAGGGCCGAGGAAGCACGGAGCUCUUCUGGAACCCGAGCAGGGAGGUCCGCGGGCAGAGGCUGAAGCGGCACACCGUGCUUUUAGAGGAGCAGACGGAGCUGGAGUCGGAGAGGCUCUGGCACCACGUCUCCAGGGCCAUCGGCGAGGGUGACCAGCACAAGGCCACACAGGAGAAGUUUUCGCUGGAGGAGGCACAGCGGCAGCGGACCCGCGAGCGCCAGCAGAACCUCGUGCCCUGGAAACCACAGCUGUUCCAGCUGGACCCCGCCACCCAGGAGUGGCGUUACCGGCAUGAGGACCGUAGCCCCUGGGACCCUCUGAAGGACAUCGCCCAGUUUGAGCAAGAUGGGGUCUUGCACACCGUGCGGCGGGAGACCAUGGCCCACCAGACCACCUUCCUGGGCAGCCCGGGGCCUAGGCACCAGGGCCCUGGCCCAGACCGGCGCCACCGCAAGGCCAGCGACCAGCCCUCUGGCCACAGCCAGGUCACCGAGAGCAGCUCCACACCCGAGUCCUGCCCAGAGCUCUCAGAUGAGGAGGACGAGGACGAGGAGGAGGAUGGUGACUUCAUUCCCGAUGUCCCAGGCAGCGAGAGCCCGUGCCCUCGGUGUGGGAAGGAGGCACGGCGGCUGCAGGCACUGCACGAGGCCAUCCUGUCAAUCCGGGAGGCCCAGCAGGAGCUGCACAGGCACCUCUCGGCCAUGCUGAGCUCCACGGCCAGGGCCAGGCAGGUGCCGGCGCCAGGCCUCCUGCAGAGCCCCCGCUCCUGGUUCCUGCUCUGCGUGUUCCUGGCGUGUCAGCUGCUCAUUAACUACGUCCUCAAAUAAGACCCUUAGGGGGCAACGUGGGCAACACCUGCAGACCUCGGCCAGCCCCCGCCCUCCCUCCCAGGCACCUAGCACUUUCAGCCAGUUCGAGGGGAGGCAGAGAGAGCCGGCAAGCGUGGCCACUGUGGACAGAGGGGCCCAUGGCGACAGGAGUACAGCAGAAGGGACCUGGAGGGCCACACAGGCUCCUCUGGGGGAGGUCUGACCUUCCCUGUGGGACCCUCCACCCAGAGCCGGCCUUAAUGCUGAAGCCAAAUGCAGCUUUCCUCAUGCCUCAUGCCCCCUGGGCAACUUGCCCGCUCAUUCCCAGUCCAGCGUCCACUUGUCCCGAGGGAGUGACGGAGGCGUGGGUGGACAGCCUGCCCGGGCUUUGCACGGUCAUUCCGCAGCAGGCGUGAGCGGGGAGUGUUGGCGGGGCAAGCCAGGAGUCCCAGAGGUUCCAGAGCCGCCUCCAUCCUGCCGCACCGGGCUGUCCUUCCUGACACCCUGCCCACGCUGCCCGAGUCGCGCUGAGACGGGCCUCCCUCGGACUCUGGGGCAGAUGGAGCUGCUCGGGGGAGAGCAUUUGGAUUUUAUUAUGCUCUGUGCUGUGUGGGCGGGACCCUCACCACACAUACCAGUGGAACCAACCCCACCUCGCACAGCCUGGGCGUGGCAAGGGGAGCACCGCACACCUGGGCACGGGUGUGCUUGCGUGGGCAGGGAUGGCAAGGGCGGCUUCCCGAGCCCCAGCAUUCCCUGGGGCAGGGAAGCCCAGGUGUGCCACCUUGCUGGGACUGAUGCACGGUCUUCCCAUUUUACACUUUUUUAAUAAACGCAAUUGCAAUAUUUUAGGCAGGCUGCAA
Molecule: messenger RNA, 3805 nt
Organism: Ailuropoda melanoleuca (giant panda)
Lineage: Eukaryota; Metazoa; Chordata; Mammalia; Carnivora; Ursidae
Gene: OSBPL5
Product: oxysterol binding protein like 5
Exons: 22
Coding region: 201-2960 (919 amino acids)
Cellular component (GO): cortical endoplasmic reticulum; cytosol; membrane
Molecular function (GO): cholesterol binding
Source: RefSeq, a predicted model, not a curated record